This is a messenger RNA of Rotaria sp. Silwood2, 1269 nucleotides long. The record is from the annotation of a GenBank genome assembly. Lineage: Eukaryota; Metazoa; Rotifera; Eurotatoria; Philodinida; Philodinidae.
AUGGAUUUAUCAUGUUCACGCAUAUUAACCACUUCGUCAAUAGCAAAUCUUUCAUCAGGUGCAAUAAUUAUACCAGCUAUGAAAAAUUCUUCAUCAGUUACUAAAAACCUUAUUAAUCCUUUGCGUAUUGGUGACGCUGCUGUACAAAAAUUACGUACAAUAACAACAACACCUGUUAUUAAAACAUCAAAUGAUACAAUCAAUACCAAACCAACGAUUUUUAUUAUGAAUAAUAACAAUAAUAAUUCAAUUAGAACAGAAUCACAACAACCAAUGACGAUUAAUCGUCUUCUAUUAACUAAUAAUAAUCCUACUACAAAUUCAACGAUAAUUAAUGGACAAAAUACAAUUAAUUUUGCUACCCUCGUUAAUAAUUUAAAUACAUUAAAUCAAAUAGCUUUAUUACAAUCAACAAAUUCUAAUGUAUCAACACAAAAUAGUAUAACAAAACUUUUUGAAACACCUAUCAAUGUUAUUCAACCAUCAUCUUCAUCUUCACAUACUGAUUUUGUAGUUUCAUCAAGUAAUAAAGAAAAUCGAAAUGAACAAGUUUUUACUAAAACAAAAACAUUAGUUGAAUUAUUAACAAGUUCAAAUAUCCAACCACCAUCAUGUUUUGGUUCGUCAUUAAUAGAACCAUCAACAAAGACACCAUAUUCAGAUGCAACAUGUACACGAUCAAAAAAACGUAUUAAUCGUAUAAAACGACCAAUGAAUGCAUUUAUGGUUUUUUCUCAAUUAGAACGUCGAAAAAUUGUACAAUUAGCACCUGAUAUGCAUAAUGCUGAAAUAUCAAAAUAUUUAGGUGCACGUUGGAAAUGUUUAACAGAAAAUGAACGACGUCCAUUUAUUGAUGAAGCUGAACGUUUAAAAAUGCUUCAUUUACGUGAAUAUCCUGAUUAUAAAUAUAAACCACGUAAACGAUUAAGAAAAGGUUUAUUAACAAAUAAUUCAUCAAUACAUAUUGAUACAUCAGAUACUUCAUCGGAUGCCUUAUUAACAUCAAAAUUAGAAACAAAUAGUAAUAAUAAUGAUAAUAAUAGUAACAAUGAAAAUAAUUCAAAUAUAAGUGAAAAUCUUUCUUUAACAAAUUCAAAUAUUGAUGAUUUAUUAUUAUCAUCACAACAACAAUUUGAUCCACUUUUACUUGAUGCACUUGCUACAGCAGAUCUACAAACACAAGAAGCUUUUUUUAAUCAACUUCAAGCAUUUGGAGAUUUCAAAUUAUGGGCUGAUCUGGAUUUAUCAAAUAUUGAUGUAGCUUUAUAA